This is a messenger RNA of Quercus robur (English oak), 594 nucleotides long. RefSeq names its product sec-independent protein translocase protein TATA, chloroplastic-like. Gene Ontology annotation, biological process: protein transport. The record is from RefSeq and is a predicted model, not a curated record. The transcript is spliced from 4 exons. Lineage: Eukaryota; Viridiplantae; Streptophyta; Magnoliopsida; Fagales; Fagaceae. The coding region runs from base 1 to 423 and encodes 140 amino acids.
AUGAUAUCUGAAAGGGUGGUGAGGAAUAAGGAGGUGGACUCAAAGGGUGUCGAUUCUGCUCCAGGGAAUGAUUAUUUGAUCAAUGAAUACAUUGUGGUACUGUGUGGAGCUACAACCAGGACCAGAGUUGAGAGAGCAAGAAAGGGUCUGACUUGUAAUGCUUGGUUCGGUCUUGGAGUGCCUGAGCUGGUUGUUAUUGCUGGAGAUGCAGCUCUGGUUUUUGGGCCCAAGAAGUUGCCUGAAGUAGGAAAGAGUAUUGGCAAGACUGUCAAGAGCUUCCAACAGGAUGCUCCUCUAAUCGAACAAUCUCCAACUCUUCCCAAAUCAUCAACCAAGAAGGUUAUAAGUUUUAUCUUGGAGUUCUUGGACUUUUUUGUGUACAGAGAACUACGGAAGAACAAUCGCAUUUUUUGCAAGUGUUGAAAGAUAUUUUUAAACACUUUAGAAUUUUAAUUAUAGUAUUAGAUUAAUUUUAGCGGUUGUUUUAUUUAAAUGACCACAACUUUUUUUUGUUAAUUUUAAGAUGGUGGUUAUAGACAAUGUUAUGUAUUUAAUAAUAUAUUUCUAUGUUAAUAUUACGUUAGUUUUAAGACA